Messenger RNA from Protopolystoma xenopodis, 297 nucleotides. The record is from the annotation of a GenBank genome assembly. Lineage: Eukaryota; Metazoa; Platyhelminthes; Monogenea; Polystomatidea; Polystomatidae.
AUGUCGUGUUGCGUGGAGGAGGUGGAGGAGGUUGAGGAGGUAGAGGUGGAGGAAGAGAAGAAGGUGGAGGAAGUGGAGGAAGUGGAGAAGUCGGUGCAAGAGAGUGUGUGUCCAAGUGUGUGUCCUGUCUGUCUUGUCUGUCUGGCCUGCUUUUCUUUCUCCUCAAAUGACGUUCGAUCUUGUCUGGCUGACGGUCCAUUUAAUCUUCGUGUCCACUUUGUUGGCGUGCACUUUCAGGACGAAUUCUGGCGCCACCAACGCAUCCACAUCAAAGAGGAGAAACGACUCGAGUGCGAC